AGUAUGAUGUGAUGGAUAUAACUAUGGGAUACUGUGUGGGUACACGGCCUCCUCCUCCUUGCCUCAUCCUCCUGCUUCUCAAGCUCUUGGCCACUGUCUCCCAGGGGUUGCCGGGGACUGGACCCCUGGGCUUUCACUUCACACAUUCCAUUUAUAAUGCUACAGUGUAUGAGAACUCAGCAGCAAGGACGUACGUCAACAGUCAGGGUAGAAUGGGCAUCACCUUAAUCGAUCUGUCCUGGGAUAUCAAAUACAGAAUAGUAUCUGGAGACGAGGAAGGCUUUUUCAAAGCAGAGGAAGUCAUCAUUGCAGAUUUCUGUUUUCUCAGAAUAAGAACUAAAGGUGGCAAUUCUGCCAUAUUGAAUCGGGAAAUUCAGGACAAUUAUUUAUUGAUAGUAAAAGGUUCUGUCAGAGGAGAGGAUUUGGAAGCAUGGACCAAAGUGAGUAUACAGGUUUUAGAUAUGAAUGAUCUGAGACCCUUAUUUUCGCCCACCACAUACUCUGUUACAAUAGCAGAAAGUACACCUUUAAGGACUAGUGUCGCCCAGGUGACAGCAACAGAUGCCGAUAUCGGUUCCAAUGGAGAAUUCUAUUACUACUUUAAAAACAAAGUCGAUCUGUUUUCAGUUCACCCCACCAGUGGUGUCAUCUCUUUAAGUGGACGAUUAAAUUACGAUGAAAAGAAUAGGUAUGAUCUGGAAAUUUUGGCUGUGGACCGAGGGAUGAAACUCUAUGGAAACAACGGAGUGAGCAGUACUGCAAAGCUUUUUGUUCACAUUGAACGUAUAAAUGAACAUGCUCCAACUAUCCAUGUGGUCACUCAUGUUCCUUUCUCACUGGACGAAGAGCCGACAUAUGCAGUGGUGACAGUCGAUGACCUAGAUGAGGGGGCCAAUGGAGAGAUUGAAUCUGUGUUCAUUGUGGCUGGGGAUCCUUUAGAUCAGUUCUUGCUGGCUAAGGAAGGAAAGUGGAUGAACGAGUACAAGAUUAAGGAGAGAAAGCAGGUCGACUGGGAGAGCUUUCCCUAUGGCUACAAUCUCACUCUUCAAGCGAAAGACAAGGGGUCACCUCAGAAAUUUUCUGCAGUAAAGAUUGUCCACAUUGCCAACCCCAAAAGAGACACCGUCCCAAUUAGAUUUGAAAAAGAAACGUAUGAUGUGAGCAUCAGUGAAUUUUCCCCUCCUGGUGUCGUGGUUGCUAUAGUAAAAUUAAGUCCUGAACCGCUAGAUGUGGAAUACAAAUUAUCUCCUGGUGAGGAUACACAGUACUUCAAAAUUAAUCCUCGGUCAGGUCUCAUUGUCACAGCACAGCCAAUGAAUACCAUUAAGAAGGAGAUUUAUAAACUGGUGGUGACAAACAAGGAAGGAGAUUUAAAAGCACAAGUCACCAUUGGCAUAGAAGAUGCGAACGACCACACCCCAGAGUUUCAGCAGCCAGUGUAUGAUGCUUUUGUGAAUGAAAGUGUUCCAGUAGGAACGAGUAUUCUGACAGUUUCAGCUUCUGAUAAGGAUAAAGGAGAAAAUGGGUACAUCACCUAUAGUAUUGCCAGCCUGAAUUUGUUACCGUUUGCCAUUAACCAGUUUACAGGUGUUAUUAGCACAACCGAAGAGUUGGAUUUUGAAUCCUCUCCAGAAAUCUACAGGUUCAUCGUCAGAGCCUCUGACUGGGGUUCCCCAUAUCGCCAUGAAAGUGAGGUAAAUGUCACUAUUCGAAUAGGAAAUGUUAAUGACAAUAGCCCUCUCUUUGAAAAAGUGGCUUGCCAGGGAGUUAUUUCAUAUGACUUUCCAGUUGGAGGUCAUAUCACAGCUGUCUCAGCAAUCGAUAUCGAUGAACUUGAACUUGUAAAGUACAAAAUCCUCUCUGGAAAUGAACUUGGUUUCUUUUACUUAAACCCAGACUCUGGUGUUUUACAGCUUAAAAAGUCACUAAUGAAUUCUGGCAUUAAACAUGGUCAGUUUGCCCUCAGGAUUACAGCAACCGAUGGAGAAAGUUUUGCAGACCCCAUGUCGGUUAAUAUUUCAGUCCUACAUGGGAAGGUGUCUUCAAAGAGCUUCAGUUGCAGAGAAACUCGUGUAGCUCAAAAACUGGCCGAGAAACUACUCCUUAAGGCAAAAGCAAAUGGCAAACUGAAUCUGGAGGAUGGAUUUCUUGACUUUUAUUCAAUAAAUAGGCAAGGACCACAUUUUGACAAGUCGUUUCCUUCUGAUGUGGCUGUGAAGGAGACUCUGCCAGUUGGUGCUAACAUCCUGAAAAUUAAAGCCUACGAUGCCGAUUCUGGCUUCAAUGGAAAGGUGCUAUUUACGAUAUCUGAUGGAAACACGGAUAGUUGCUUUAAUAUUGAUAUGGAGACCGGGCAACUUAAAGUCCUUAUGCCCAUGGAUCGUGAGCACACAGACCUCUAUCUCCUUAAUAUCACCAUCUAUGACUUAGGUAAUCCACAGAAAUCUUCGUGGAGGUUGUUGACUAUCAAUAUAGAGGAUGCUAAUGACAACAGCCCAAUUUUUCUUCAAGACAGUUACACAGUUAACAUUCUUGAAAGUUCAAGCAUUGGUACUGAGAUUAUUCAAGUGGAAGCCAGAGACAAAGACUUGGGUGCUAAUGGUGAAGUGACGUACUCAGUCUUGACCGAUACACAGCAGUUUGCCAUCAAUAGCUCAACUGGAAUCGUUUAUGUAGCUGACCAGUUGGACCGGGAGUCCAAAGCAAACUACUCAUUAAAAAUAGAAGCCAGAGACAAGGCAGAAAGCGGCCAGCAGCUGUUCUCGGUUGUGACUCUGAAGGUGUUUUUGGACGAUGUCAAUGACUGCUCCCCAGCUUUCAUUCCCAGUAGUUAUAGUGUGAAGGUUCUCGAAGAUCUCCCCGUUGGCACUGUCAUCGCUUGGCUGGAGACCCAGGAUCCAGAUCUUGGACUGGGGGGUCAAGUGCGCUAUUCUUUGGUCAGUGACUAUAAUGGGAGAUUUGAAAUAGACAAAGCAAGUGGUGCUAUUCGCUUGAGCAAAGAGCUUGACUAUGAAAAGCAGCAGUUCUAUAACCUCACGGUUCGGGCUAAAGACAAAGGGCGGCCUGUCUCUCUGUCAUCUGUUUCCUUUGUUGAGGUGGAAGUGGUGGAUGUCAACGAAAACCUUCAUACACCCUAUUUCCCAGACUUUGCUGUUGUUGGAUCUGUAAAAGAAAACUCACGUAUUGGAACAAGCGUCCUGCAGGUGACUGCCCGAGAUGAGGACUCCGGGAGGGAUGGAGAGAUCCAGUACUCCAUCAGGGAUGGCAGUGGUCUUGGAAGGUUCAAUAUAGAUGACGAGAGUGGAGUCAUCUCUACCGCAGACAUUCUUGAUCGAGAGACAAUGGGGUCAUACUGGCUGACAGUGUAUGCCACAGAUCGGGGUGUUGUUCCACUGUAUUCCACUAUCGAGGUCUACAUUGAAAUUGAAGACGUGAACGACAAUGCCCCGCUGACCUCGGAACCUAUUUAUUAUCCUGUUGUCAUGGAAAACUCUCCAAAGGAGGUGUCUGUCAUUCAGAUCCAGGCUGAGGAUCCUGACUCUAGUUCCAGUGAAAAACUGACAUACAGGAUUACAAGUGGGAAUCCUCAGAACUUUUUUGCCAUCGAUGUCAAAACAGGUCUGAUUACAACAACUUCAAGGAAAUUGGAUCGAGAGCAGCAGUCAGAACAUUUUCUGGAGGUGACUGUCACAGAUGGCGGUUCCUCUCCGAAACAGUCAACCAUUUGGGUGGUGGUUCAGGUUCUGGAUGAGAAUGACAACAAGCCCCAGUUCCCAGAGAAAGUCUACCAAAUCAAGCUGCCGGAACGUGACCGGAAGAAGAGGGGAGAACCCAUUUACAGGGCUUUUGCAUUUGAUAGAGAUGAGGGCCCCAACGCCGAAAUCUCCUACAGUAUCACAGAUGGGAACGAUGAUGGAAAAUUCUUUAUUGACCCUAAAACUGGCAUGGUUUCUUCCAGAAAACAAUUUACAGCAGGGAGUUAUGACAUCCUAACGAUAAAGGCGGUGGACAACGGGCGCCCACAGAAAUCCUCCACGGCCCGCCUCCACAUUGAAUGGAUUAAGAAACCACCCCCUUCACCUAUACCUCUGACCUUCGAUGAGCCGUUUUAUAACUUCACAGUCAUGGAAAGUGACAGAGUCACCGAGAUUGUGGGGGUGGUGUCUGUGCAGCCAGCUAACACCCCUCUGUGGUUUGACAUAGUUGGUGGCAAGCAUGCUCGAGAGAUGUUCUAUAUUCUACAGACAGCUUGUGGGCAGAACUGUUCAACAGAAGGGGGGAAUUUUGACAGCUCUUUUGACGCAGAGAAGGGUGUUGGGACCAUUGUCAUUGCAAAACCUUUGGACGCAGAGCAGAGAUCCAUUUAUAAUAUGAGUGUGGAAGUCACCGAUGGGACAAAUGUUGCUGUCACUCAGGUAUUUAUCAAAGUGCUGGAUAAUAAUGAUAACGGCCCGGAAUUCUCUCAGCCGAAUUACGAUGUGACCAUUUCCGAGGACGUGCUCCCAGACACAGAGAUAUUGCAGAUUGAAGCCACAGACAGAGACGAGAAGCAUAAGCUGAGCUACACUAUCCACAGCAGCAUCGACUCUGUCAGCAUGAGGAAGUUCCGGAUUGACCCCAACUCGGGCGUGCUCUACACCGCCGAGAGAGUGGACCACGAAGCCCAGGACAAGCACAUUCUCAACAUCAUGGUCAGAGAUCAGGAGUUUCCUUAUCGAAGAAACUUGGCCCGAGUCAUUGUGAAUGUGGAAGAUGCUAAUGAUCACAGUCCUUACUUUACCAACCCAUUGUAUGAAGCAUCAGUGUUUGAAUCGGCUGCUCUGGGAUCAGCUGUUCUGCAAGUGACGGCUCUGGACAAAGACAAAGGGGAAAAUGCAGAACUCACAUAUACCAUAGAAGCAGGGAACACUGGGAACACGUUUAAGAUUGAACCCAUCCUGGGCAUCAUCACUGUUUCCAAAGAACCAGACAUGACGACAAUGGGUCAGUUUGUCCUGUCAGUCAAAGUCACGGAUCAGGGUUCCCCGCCCAUGUCUGCCACUGCAAUUGUGCGCAUUUCUGUCACCAUGUCUGAUAAUUCUCACCCCAAGUUCACUCACAAAGACUACCAAGCAGAAGUAAAUGAAAAUGUUGAUAUUGGAACAUCAGUCGUUCUAAUCUCUGCCAUCAGUCAAUCUACCCUCAUUUACGAAGUAAAAGAUGGAAACAUUGAUGGGAUCUUUACCAUAAAUCCCUAUUCUGGCGUCAUCACCACUCGGAAGGCACCGGAUUAUGAGCGUACGUCCUCUUACCAGCUCAUCGUACAGGCCAUUAACAUGGCAGGAAUGGCUUCCAAUGUCACAGUCAAUAUUCAGAUUGUUGAUGAAAAUGAUAACGCCCCAGUUUUUCUCUUUUCUCAAUAUUCGGGCAGCCUAAGUGAGGCUGCCCCAGUUAAUAGCAUUGUCAGGAGCUUGGAUAACAGCCCAUUGGUGAUUCGAGCCACCGAUGCCGACAGCAACCGGAAUGCUCUACUUGUGUAUCAGAUUGUGGAGUCCACGGCCAAGAAGUUCUUCACAGUGGACUCCAGUACAGGUGCAAUCAGAACAAUUGCCACUCUGGACCAUGAAACCAUCUCCCAUUUCCAUUUUCAUGUGCAUGUGAGAGACAGUGGUAGCCCCCAGCUGACCGCAGAGAGUCCCGUUGAAGUCAACAUAGAGGUGACAGAUGUGAAUGAUAACCCGCCUGUUUUCACUCAGGCUGUGUUUGAAACUGUCUUACUUCUACCUACCUAUGUUGGAGUGGAGGUUCUGAAAGUUAGUGCCACGGAUCCUGACUCUGAGGUGCCCCCUGAACUGAGGUACAGCCUAAUGGAAGGCAGCUUGGAUCAUUUUUUAAUUGACUCAAAUAGUGGAGUGCUCACCAUAAAAAACAACAACCUCUCCAAAGAUCACUAUAUGCUGAUAGUUAAAGUGUCUGAUGGAAGGUUCUAUAGUACGUCCAUGGUUACCAUCUUUGUUAAAGAAGCCAUGGACAGCGGCCUCCACUUCACACAAAGCUUUUACUCCACCUCAAUCUCAGAGAACAACACUAAUAUAACCAAAGUUGCUAUUGUCAAUGCAGUUGGAAAUCGCCUUAACGAGCCCUUAAAAUAUAGCAUCUUAAACCCAGGAAAUAAGUUCAAGAUAAAAUCUACCUCAGGGGUCAUUCAGACGACCGGAGUCCCCUUUGACCGUGAAGAACAGGAGUUAUAUGAGCUGGUGGUGGAAGCCAGCCGCGAGAUGGACCAUCUUCGUGUGGCUAGGGUGGUGGUCAGAGUUAACAUCGAAGACAUAAAUGACAAUUCUCCAGUCUUUGUGGGCCUGCCUUAUUAUGCUGCUGUGCAAGUGGAUGCUGAACCUGGGACUCUGAUUUACCGGGUGACAGCCAUUGACAAAGAUAAAGGUGCAAAUGGAGAAGUGACCUACGUCCUCCAGGAUGACUAUGGCCACUUUGAAAUUAACCCUAAUUCAGGGAAUGUUAUUUUAAAAGAAGCAUUCAACUCAGACUUGUCCAACAUUGAGUAUGGAGUCACCGUCCUAGCCAAAGAUGGUGGAAAACCCUCUUUGUUCACAUCUGUGGAACUUCCCAUUACUAUUGUCAACAAAGCAAUGCCUGUGUUUGAUAAACCCUUUUAUACAGCAGCCAUCAACGAAGACAUCAGAAUGGACACACCUAUUCUAAGCAUCAAUGCCACCAGUCCAGAAGGCCAAGGCAUCAUAUAUAUCAUUGUUGAUGGGGAUCUUUAUAAACAAUUCAACAUUGACUUUGACACUGGGGUCCUGAAAGUCGUCAGCCCUUUGGAUUAUGAACUUACAUCUGUUUACAAGUUGACAGUAAGAGCCAGUGAUGCCCUUACUGGUGCCAGGGCUGAAGUCACCGUUGACUUGCUGGUUAAUGAUGUAAAUGACAACCCCCCUAUUUUCAAUCAACCAACAUACAAUACCACAUUAUCAGAAGCAUCUCUCAUUGGGACACCUGUUUUGCAAGUUGUCUCUACUGAUGCAGACUCAGAAAACAAUAAAAUGGUACAUUAUCAGAUUGUCCAGGAUACUUACAACAGCACAGAUUACUUUCACAUAGACAGUGCAAGUGGCUUAAUCCUGACAGCAAGGAUGCUGGACCACGAGUUAGUGCAACACUGUACUUUGAAAGUCAGAGCAACAGAUAAUGGCUUCCCAUCACUGAGCAGUGAGGUCUUGGUUCAUAUCUACAUCUCGGACAUAAAUGACAACCCUCCAGUUUUUAAUCAGCUCAUUUAUGAGUCCUAUGUGAGUGAAUUAGCCCCCCGGGGCCAUUUUGUAACCUGUGUGCAAGCCUCUGAUGCAGACAGCUCUGAUUUUGACCGGUUGGAAUAUAACAUUUUAUCUGGGAAUGACCGGACAAGUUUUCUGAUGGAUAGCAAGAGUGGCAUUAUCACACUGUCCAACCACCGAAAGCAGCGGAUGGAGCCUCUGUACAGUCUCAAUGUGUCAGUCUCUGACGGAUUGUUCACUAGUACUGCACAGGUGCAUAUUAGGGUACUCGGGGCUAACCUAUAUAGCCCUGCCUUUUCACAAAGCACCUACGUUGCUGAGGUUAGAGAGAAUUUGGCAGCUGGGACAAAGGUAAUUCACGUUCGAGCCACGGAUGGGGAUCCAGGGAUGUAUGGGCAGAUCAGCUAUGCCAUCAUCAAUGACUUUGCUAAAGAUCGAUUCCUCAUAGAUAGUAAUGGACAAGUCAUCACAACAGAAAGGCUUGACCGGGAAAACCCUCUGGAAGGAGACAUUAGUAUUUUUUUGAGGGCUCUGGACGGUGGAGGGAGAACGACUUUCUGCACCGUGAGAGUGAUUGUUGUGGAUGAAAAUGACAAUGCUCCCCAGUUCAUGACAGUGGAAUAUAGAGCCAGUGUCAGGGCAGACGUUGGAAGGGGCCACUUAGUCACUCAGGUUCAAGCCGUGGAUCCAGAUGAUGGAGCAAAUUCAAGGAUUACUUAUUCCUUAUAUAGUGAGGCUUCGGUCUCGGUGGCUGACCUCCUGGAAAUUGAUCCUGACAAUGGCUGGAUGGUCACAAAGGGCAACUUUAACCAGCUGAAAAACACAGUCCUGUCCUUCUUUGUCAAAGCAGUAGAUGGGGGCAUUCCAGUACGGCACUCCCUCAUUCCUGUCUACAUCCACGUCUUGCCCCCUGAAACAUUUUUGCCUUCAUUUACCCAGUCUCAGUAUUCGUUUGCUGUUUCAGAAGAUACAGCCAUUGGGAGCACAGUGGACACCCUAAGGAUUUUGCCCAGUCAGAAUGUUAGGUUCAGCACAGUUAACGGGGACCGGCCAGAAAACAACAAAGGGGGUGUCUUCAUCAUAGAACAGGAAACAGGCACGAUCAAGCUUGACAAACGCCUUGAUCAUGAGAUCAGCCCAGUUUUCCACUUUAAAGUAGCCGCCACCAUACCCCUGGACAAGGUAGACAUUGUGUUUACUGUGGAUGUAGAUAUCAAGGUGUUGGAUUUGAAUGACAACAAGCCAGUCUUUGAGACUGCGAGUUACGAAACCAUCAUAAUGGAAGGGAUGCCUGUCGGCACCAAACUCAUGCAGGUGAGAGCCAUCGAUAUGGAUUGGGGAGCCAAUGGGCAGGUCACUUACUCCCUGCACUCAGAUUCCCAACCAGAAAAGGUAAUGGAAGCAUUCAAUAUUGACAGCAACACAGGCUGGAUCAGUACCUUGAAGGACCUGGAUCACGAGACAGACCCCGCAUUCACCUUCUCCGUGGUGGCCUCUGACCUUGGAGAGGCCUUCUCUCUUUCUUCCACGGCUUUAGUCUCUGUCAGGGUGACAGAUAUAAAUGACAACGCCCCAGUCUUUGCCCAUGAGGUGUACCAAGGGAAUGUGAAGGAGAGCGACCCUCCAGGCGAGGUGGUAGCCAUCCUCAGCACGUGGGACAGAGACACUUCUGACGUUAAUCGCCAAGUGAGCUACCACAUUACAGGAGGUAACCCCCGAGGAAGGUUUGCCCUGGGCCUGGUACAGAGUGAGUGGAAGGUCUAUGUGAAGAGACCUCUAGAUAGAGAAGAACAAGACAUUUACUUCCUCAAUGUCACCGCCACCGAUGGGCUCUUUGUGACACAGGCCAUGGUGGAAGUGACUGUCAGUGAUGUGAAUGACAAUAGCCCAGUGUGUGAUCAGGUUGCAUACACAGCCUUAUUCCCUGAAGACAUUCCAUCCAAUAAAAUCAUCCUGAAGGUCAGUGCCAAGGAUGCUGAUAUUGGAUCCAAUGGAGAUAUACGAUACUCACUCUAUGGAUCUGGACACAGUGAAUUUUUUCUAGAUCCAGAAAGUGGUGAGUUGAAAACCUUGGGUCUGUUGGACCGGGAGAGGGUCCCCGCGUACAGCCUGGUCGCCAGGGCAACCGAUGGGGGUGGCAGGUUCUGCCAGUCUGAUGUCCGCUUGAUCCUGGAGGACGUGAAUGAUAACCCCCCUGUGUUUUCUUCUGACCACUACAACACCUGUGUCUAUGAGAACACAGCCACCAAGGCUCUGUUGACCCGAGUUCAAGCCGUGGAUCCCGACAUGGGCAUCAACAGGAAGGUCGUGUACUCCCUGGCCGACUCAGCCAAUGGGUUCUUCUCCAUUGAAGGCUCAUCUGGCAUCAUCAUCCUGGAACAGCCCCUGGACCGUGAGCAGCAGCCAUCCUACAACAUCAGCGUGCAGGCCACUGACCAGAGUCCUGGAAAGGCCCUGUCCUCUCUCGCCACCGUCACCAUCACCGUCCUGGACAUUAAUGACAAUCCCCCCGUGUUUGAAAGGAGGGACUAUCUGGUGACAGUACCUGAAGACACCUCCCCUGGCACCCAAGUCCUUGCUGUGUUUGCCACCAGCAAAGAUAUUGGCACAAAUGCUGAGAUCACGUAUCUCAUCAGGUCUGGGAAUGAACAAGGGAAAUUUAGGAUCAACCCAAAGACAGGGGGGAUUUCUGUAUCUGAAGUCCUGGACUAUGAGUUAUGCAAAAAGUUUUACCUGGUGGUAGAAGCCAAAGAUGGGGGCACCCCAGCUCUCAGCGCCGUGGCCACCGUCAACAUCAACCUCACAGAUGUGAAUGACAACCCUCCCAAGUUCAGCCAAGAUGUGUACAGUGCCGUCAUAAGUGAAGACGCUUUGGUUGGGGACUCUGUCAUUUUGCUAAUAGCAGAAGAUGCAGAUAGCCAGCCCAAUGGACAGAUUCAUUUUUCCAUUGUGAAUGGAGAUCGGGACAACGAAUUUGCUGUGGAUCCUCUCUUGGGCCUUGUGAAGGUUAAGAAGAAAUUGGACCGGGAACGGGUCUCUGGAUAUUCCCUGCUUGUCCAGGCAGUAGACAGUGGUGUUCCUGUGAUGUCGUCAACGGCCACCGUCAACAUUGACAUUUCUGAUGUGAACGACAACAGCCCAGUCUUUACACCUGCUAACUAUACUGCUGUGAUUCAGGAAAAUAAGCCAGUAGGCACCAGCAUUUUGCAGCUGGUGGUGACAGACAGAGAUUCCUUUCACAAUGGGCCUCCCUUCUCGUUCUCUAUUUUGUCGGGAAAUGAGGAGGAGGAGUUCGUGUUGGACCCACAUGGGAUCCUGAGAUCAGCUGUGGUCUUCCGGCACACAGAGUCUCCGGAAUUUGUGCUGUGUGUCCAGGCAAAAGACUCUGGCAAACCCCAGCAAGUUUCUCACUCCUACAUCCGUGUGCGGGUCAUUGAGGAAAGUAUCCAUAAGCCCACAGCCAUCCCUCUGGAAAUUUUCAUUGUCACCAUGGAGGACGACUUUCCUGGUGGGGUCAUCGGGAAGAUCCACGCCACAGACCAAGACAUGUAUGACGUGCUCACAUUUGCCCUGAAAUCGGAGCAGAAAAGCUUGUUCAAAGUGAACAGCCACGAUGGGAAAAUCAUCGCCCUGGGAGGCCUGGAUAGCGGCAAGUAUGUCCUGAAUGUGUCGGUGAGUGACGGCCGCUUCCAGGUGCCCAUCGACGUGGUCGUGCACGUGGAGCAGCUGGUGCACGAGAUGCUGCAGAACACCGUCACCAUCCGCUUUGAGAACGUGUCCCCCGAGGACUUCGUGGGGCUGCACAUGCGCGGGUUCCGGCGCACGCUGCGCAACGCGGUCCUCACCCAGAAGCAGGACAGCCUGCGCAUCAUCAGCAUCCAGCCUGUGGCGGGCACCAACCAGCUGGACAUGCUGUUUGCGGUGGAGAUGCACAGCAGUGAGUUCUACAAGCCGGCCUACCUGAUCCAGAAGCUGUCCAACGCCAGGAGGCAUCUGGAGAACGUCAUGCGCAUCUCGGCCAUCCUGGAAAAGAACUGCUCGGGGCUGGACUGUCAGGAGCAGCAUUGCGAGCAAGGCCUGUCGCUGGAUUCCCACGCACUCAUGACCUACAGCACAGCUCGCAUCAGCUUUGUGUGUCCGCGUUUCUACAGGAACGUGCGCUGCACCUGUAACGGAGGACUGUGCCCGGGGUCCAACGAUCCUUGCGUGGAGAAGCCGUGUCCUGGGGACAUGCAGUGUGUCAGUUACGAAGCCAGCAGGAGACCAUUUCUCUGCCAGUGUCCACCGGGGAAGCUCGGAGAGUGCUCAGGGCACACUUCUCUCAGUUUUGCUGGAAACAGUUACAUCAAAUACCGGCUUUCUGAAAAUAGCAAAGAAGAGGACUUUAAGCUCGCUCUGCGUCUGCGAACACUGCAAAGCAAUGGGAUUAUAAUGUACACCAGAGCAAAUCCCUGCAUAAUUCUGAAGAUCGUGGAUGGCAAGCUGUGGUUCCAGCUGGACUGUGGCAGUGGCCCCGGAAUCUUGGGCAUCUCAGGCCGCGCGGUCAACGACGGGAGCUGGCACUCCGUCUUCCUGGAACUCAAUCGCAAUUUCACGAGCCUGUCCCUGGACGACAGCUACGUGGAGCGGCGCAGGGCACCCCUCUACUUCCAGAGGCUGAGCACCGAGAGUACCAUCUACUUCGGGGCUCUGGUGCAGGCCGAUAACAUCCGCAGCCUGACUGACACGCGGGUCACACAGGUGCUGAGCGGCUUCCAGGGCUGCCUGGACUCGGUGGUGCUGAAUAACAACGAGCUGCCCCUGCAGAACAAGCGCAGCAGCUUCGCCGAGGUGGUGGGCCUGACCGAGCUGAAGCUGGGCUGCGUGCUCUACCCUGAUGCGUGUGAGCGCAGCCCCUGCCAACACGGGGGCAGCUGCACCGGCCUGCCCUCCGGGGGCUAUCAGUGUACCUGCCUCUCACAGUUCACCGGGAGAAACUGUGAAUCCGAGAUCACUGCCUGCUUCCCAAACCCCUGCAGGAAUGGAGGCUCCUGCGACCCAAUAGGAAACACUUUCAUCUGCAAUUGCAAAGCUGGACUCACUGGAGUCACGUGUGAGGAGGAUAUCAACGAGUGCGAGCGGGAAGAGUGUGAGAACGGGGGCUCCUGCGUCAACGUGUUUGGCUCCUUCCUGUGUAACUGCACAGCGGGCUUCGUGGGCCAGUCCUGCGGGCUGCGCCCCGUGGUGGUGCCCAACAUCCAGGCCGGCCACUCCUACGUGGGGAAGGAGGAGCUCAUCGGCAUCGCUGUGGUCCUCUUCGUCAUCUUCACCUUGGUGGUCCUCUUCGUUGUCUUUCGCAAGAAGGUCUUCCGCAAGAACUACUCCCGCAACAACAUCACGCUGGUGCAGGACCCGGCCACCGCCGCCCUGCUCAACAAAAGCAACGGCAUCCCGUUCCGGAACCUGCGGGGUAGCGGGGACGGCCGCAACGUCUACCAAGAGGUGGGACCCCCGCAGGUGCCCGUGCGCCCCAUGGCCUACACCCCAUGCUUCCAGAGCGACUCCAGGAGCAACCUGGAUAAGAUCGUGGACAGUCUGGGAGGCGAGCACCAAGAGAUGACCACUUUUCACCCUGAGUCACCGCGCAUCCUGACAGCCCGGAGGGGUGUGGUCGUGUGCAGUGUGGCCCCCAAUCUCCCCACCGUGUCACCCUGCCGCUCGGACUGCGAUUCCAUCCGGAAGAAUGGCUGGGACGCAGGAACUGAAAACAAAGGAGUUGAUGACACGGGAGAAGUGACCUGCUUUGCAGGCAGUAAUAAAGGCAGCAACUCUGAAGUUCAGUCCCUGAGCUCCUUCCAGUCGGAUUCUGGUGAUGACAAUGCAUCCAUAGUGACUGUCAUUCAGCUUGUCAACAAUGUAGUUGACACUAUAGAGAAUGAAGUGUCUGUCAUGGAUCAAGGACAGAACUACAACCGAGCCUAUCACUGGGACACCUCUGACUGGAUGCCGGGGGCCCGCCUGUCGGACAUAGAGGAGGUGCCCAACUAUGAGAACCAAGAGGGAGGGUCUGCACAUCGGGGCAGCACACGGGAGUUGGAGAGCGAUUACUACCUGGGCGGCUAUGACAUUGACAGCGAGUACCCGCCCCCUCAGGAAGAGGAGUUCUUGAGUCAGGACCAGCUGCCCCCUCCGCUGCCCGAGGACUUCCCGGACCAAUAUGAGGCCCUGCCGCCCUCCCAGCCUGCCUCCCUGGCCAGCACACUGAGCCCAGACUGCAGGAGAAGGCCCCAGUUCCAUCCCAGCCAGUACCUGCCUCCACAUCCAUUCCCCAAUGAAACAGAUUUGGUGGGUCCGCCUACCAGCUGUGAAUUUAGUACUUUUGCCGUGAACAUAAACCAGGGUACAGAGACAGCAGGCCCAGCAGACAGUGUGUCUCCAUCCUUGCACAAUUCCAGAGGCACCUCAUCCUCGGAUGUAUCAGCAAACUGCGGCUUUGAUGAUUCCGAAGUAGCCAUGAGUGACUACGAGAGCGUGGGAGAGCUCAGCCUCGCCAGCCUUCACAUUCCCUUUAUGGAGACUCAGCACCAGACCCAAGUAUAGAGGAUGCACCUCAAGUGCUUUGCACUGUUUGUUACAGAAAAGUGGAAGGAACUGGCUGGGGUUGUGUCUCCGUGGAUAGUGUGUUGAGCGAGAAGGAAAUGCAGUAUUUUCCACUAGGAACUUCAUCACAAGUCACGUUGUUUCCAGCAAGCUUGACUCCAGCUGGGAGAAAAGGAAAGGCUCAGAAAUUGUUUCUGAGCAGUGACUGAUAGCGCUUGCAGUAUGUACCUGCGUACAUGACGAAGAACGUGCACCCAGUUCUUAAAGGGGCAAUAAAUUUCACCCAUUAGGUUACCCAGUCGAUCUUAUAAGGCUUUGUGCAGUAUUGUACCCUGGAAAGUGUUGCAACAUCAGUCCUUGCAGUAUUAAUAACUGGCAACAAGCAAAGAGGCGUGUAAUUUUGAGCCAGUGGGUGGGAGGCGGGGAAUGAAAAUACCAAUAAUGAUUGUUGAAAAAGUUAGACUCUUAGGCAAAAGAAGAGAGAGACAAAUAUUAUUAAACAAGAAAAUGGGCUGAAGCCUUUAAAAAUCAAUUUUAUUUUUUUUAUAAGCUGCCCAAUUUUCAGCUAUAAAAUUAGAUUUAGGAAACAUGUUUAGUAUGCUUAGUUAUUUUUGUUUGUUUGUGUUAAGCAUCCAAUAUAAUAUAGUAGGGUUUUUUGAUCUUUGAAAAGGUAUAAAGACGAGGAAUAUGAGGAUAUUUGGGUUCCAUUUUGUGGGCUAAGGAGGUUAACAUUGUUCAAACAUUAGAAAGAAUGUGAUUAUCUGUUUUUGUGUUUUCCAGUAAACAUUCCUGGUUGUAACUACAAUUUUAACUUUACUGCAGAAAUUGACCUUUGUUCUGAGAAUCAGGAAAUUAAAAAAAAAAAAAAGGUAAUAUUUUGGUACUUUGUUCUCUAGAAUGAGAUAGAUAUUUAGCAGUUUAAGCAGAAUUCACAAAUUUGGGGGGGGGAAGAAACUAUAACACUUUCAAAGUUUUCAACUUGAUAAUCACAAUUCUUGAUAAUGCAGAUGAAAUCAGUCUUGUUCUAAAUUGGUAGCAUCAUCACUAUAAAUGCAAUUACAUUUUUUUAAAACAAAAAAGAAAGAAAAAGGUAGACUAGUUCUUGUGCAUAAAUUAUAAUAGUGUGUGUGUCUGGGCCUGUGUACAGAUAUGUGCUUGCACUCAAUAAGGCUGCUCUUGAGAAAGCUAACGUGAGAGUUUUAGGAUAUGGACCGUAUAGAAAAUCCUGCCAGCAAGGCAGACCUUUCAAUUUCUCUAAUCUCUAUGUUAGAGAAACACCAAAUGCCAUAUUUUACUCUGGUUCAGUUAACUUUAUUUUGGUACUGCCAUUUGUAUUAACUUAAAACAAAACUGAGCUUUUUAGAAAACAGUAUUUUGUUGUAAUUUUCCAGAACUACUCUUAUUUGAAAACUGUGUAAUAUUUAAUUACACCCUGGGGUUCUCUUCCCACCUGACAUCUGGACUUUGGCCAGGAGUUUCCAAAAUUGACAGGGGAAUCAUUCCACUGGAAAUACAAUAACUCAAUACUCGAAGCUUAAAGUUAAUAAGUUAAGUGACUUUCCUCUUUUGCUUCGAUCAGAUUAUGGCUGCGUGUGCAGUGGCCAUGGUAAAUAAAUGCAUAUUUGCACUAUCUGCUUAAUGAGCAAAUCUCUGUGUCCACAGUUUUCGAUGACAUACGGCAUUGAUGUGUAAUUGUGCUGUCCUGAGUCUGUGUGCCAUCUACUCAGACAUAUUUUUAGUUGUUUCAAUUGUGUUUAAUCCACUUCUUUGUAGGAGUCAGUGUUUCUGAAGUCUGUUGUAAAAAAAAUUCCUUUUCAUUCUCAAGCUUCCUGAGUUCAUGGAUACACUUCACAGAUUUUUCAGCUUUUCUCCUCUCCCUGUCUCUUGGUUGGACCUACUCAUGGAAGCAUUAUCUGCACUGUGGUCUUGAAAUAAAUGAAUUUCACUAAGGCUGCUUUUGAGAAUAAAAUCUUUGGCAUUUUUCUUAUGUAAGCACAUUUGCAAGAAUCAUUGAGAAAAUGACAAACUAAUGGUCUAGAAUAGAAUCACUGCUACACUUUUAAUAAUGCAAUGACAUAAAAAUCAUCAAAGUAAAACCAACAAUUCAUUUCUUGCCCCCAGGAAAUAUUAGAAUGAGAUUAAUGCCAGUGAGUCACCACUGCUUACACAGCAUCUCCUCCAGGGAGAAUGCCUGACUGACACAGUAAUGAAGGAAUAAAUAGAUCUAAUGUGGUUGUGAAGUCACCCAAGAAAAUUGUGUCCACCCUUUGCUCUGACCUAUAUAAAAUACCUCUUUCUUCAGGAUAUUUUCCCCUGUUUUUCUGCAGAAUAGCUCUGCAGCUAAGUGUAUACCAGAUAAGCAUGUGUUAUGUUUUGACUCAUUACCUUUAAACAACUAUCGUUUCACUUUCUGGAAAAUUAGACUUCCUUGUAGAUAAUGAACUGGUUUGCAGUCAGGCCAAGAUGGAACUAGGUGGGAUUUUGAAGAGCUGGAAGGGUCCUUAAGAUCUGUUUUUCCAACUCUCUUAUCUUACAAAAGAGGAAUCAUGCCCAGAGAGGGGAAGGUACUUAUCCCAGCUCACACAGGAAGUUAAAUGGCUGAACAGGGAUUAGAAGUCAUCCAUUUGACCAAUAUUCUUCCUAUAUAACGUUGUUCACCAAUAAAUUGCCUGGGGUAUGGCAUCUGCCUGCUUUUGCUAGGGCUUCAGAAUUCCUACAACUUCUGCUUUGGAAUUGUAGAAAUCAUGUGGAUAUUGUAGAAAUCAUCUGGACUUUGUCCGUGAGUUUCCAAAAUUGACAGGGGAAUCAUUCCACUGAAAAUACAAUAACUCAAUACUUGAAGCUUGUAUUUCCUAGCUUCGUGUUUCCUAGCAGCCCUCCAGGAAGGGUGCAGUUACAGAAUUCACACAUUUCUUUGAACAAUUAUCACAAUGCUGCUUUUGCCAAAUGAAUGUUUUCAAAAAUGAGGAUGGAAUGAUAAUUACAGAAUGGAACCCAGACCAGUCAAUAAUUACAGUGAAACUUUGUUUAUAAUAUUAUCUACUGAGUGUAUUUUUGUUUUUCUUUUCGCCCUGCCACUUCUGGCAUUUAUUCUUACCCCCUCCGCUGCGAUGAACCAUGUGGAAAAUAUUUAAGCCAAUUAGUGUCUUUCCCUUUUUUCUAAAGUGUAUAUGCCACGUCCUGGAAGCCAUUUUCUAUAGCCUGUUGUAGGCACUUUACUUGUAUUGCACACAUUCUGGUUAAGUUGAUAGAAGCUGAUCUGUUAAUGUUUGUUAUGUAGUAAGCAGAAGCUCUGGGGCUCUACAAGAUGAAUAAAUGCUUAUUCAGUUUCUCAUAUGAGCAUUUUGCUGCUGAGUUCUAUUCCAUGCCAGCUGUCCAUGUACUCAUGCCCUGACCAUUCAUGAAAUGCCAUUGUAGAAGUCUUAAUAAUAUGAAUAGGUCUAGUCCAUGCUUUUGAGGUUUGCCCUAUCGGAGAAUCAGUGUGAAGGCAUGGAAAGAGAAUUUAUGAUGCAUCCCUGGGACUUCCCUUAGGAAUCACUAGCGAGGUCUGGAAAAAAGGCAGGGAAGAGAUAUAUAUACCAUCACCCGACCCCCAGUUACUUCCCACCUCUACCCACUACCCUCAAUAAUGCUGUGUCUACAUAAUCAAAGUCAGGGGAAUUGGGACAAGAGAUGAGAAAAUAAAUCAUUUAACAUCCAGAAAACACUUUCAUGUGAGAUAAUUUAGGAAGACUUAGUAUUCGUUUUGCAUUGGUUGCCCAAAUAAUUGUCUGUUUUCUUCACUCUGCUGCCCUUCGAGUACACAUAUAUUGACAAAGUGAUUAGGCUUUUAUGUUUUAUGUUUUUAGCGUCAAACCAUGGCAAAUGGGGAUCUGAAAAGGCAUUUCUUCAGCAUCAUAAUUUUGUGAAAAGUGAUUAUGUGUUUAUCCUUGUUUUUGUCCUACAACGUUCAACUGCACAUUAUUCUGGUGAAAAUCCACAAUGUCUUUAAGCUCCCGGUUGUAUAAUGGUAGGGUUUAAAGUCACCAUUUGUGGGUUUGGCAUCAGUUAAUAUUUAGUCAACUGGCAAGUAGAUAAGAGAAGAAUAAGAUUUUCUUUACUUAUGUGAUAAUGAAAAGCAAUAAUUACAGUUAUGUAAUAUUACACAAAGGCCAUAAUAAGUCUCUUCCAGUGUUUAGGAUACACUAGAGAAUCAUAUAGUCAUUUGGAGCGUGUUUGGACCCCUUAGUAUGUACUGUAGUACGCUUCCAGCGAACAAAUACCUGAAUUGCUACUAUUAUAGUCACCAAUUUUAUGAGCCCAUACUACUGCAUUUCGGGAAGUCACAAAUGUGUUCAGAAAUGGAAGCAGUUCUUUUUAAGCACUGUACCAGAGAGAUUGUCAUGUAAAUUUACCUGUUGCAAACAGGCUGGUUUGUACAAGAUGUAUGUUUUGGUGUUUAAAAUGUUUAUAAAAUUGUAUAUAAUGGUUCCAAUUUUCCAAGCUUUUGUAGAUACUGUAUUUGAUGCCUAUCAGGAUGCUUUAAUUUGGGGGGGUCGAAUACAAUUCUAAGUCAUCCAUGCUGUUGGUCUGCAAACUUUAAGGGUAACUACACACAUCCACAAAAAGGAUUUGAAAUUUGAAAAUGGUGGGGUUUUUUUAUCAUUGCAAAAUGUACUGUAACCUUUGUUUGGUUCUACUGUUUUCAUUUAACUUUCUCUGUUUUCAAGAAAAUGUUCUUAUUGACAUUUUUUUAAAUGAGUGUGUUUUGCCCAUUUACGAAGUACCUGGUACCUAUGCCACUUCAGAUUCAGAAUGAAGCAUAUCAUAUCUCCUCACACAUGUGCACUCACCUAAACUUGCACACAUACAUCACACACCAAACCUUAUGCAAAGGGGAAAGCUAACACUUAAAGUGAAUCUUGUCCCUUAUGGCAGUGGAUUGUUUCUGCAUAUAUUGCUGUUGGCAGUAUUCAGUCUGAUGUUCUUUUUCUAAAAAAUGAAAGAAAAAACAAACAAAAAAAAAACAAGAAAAGACAGCCAAAACAAAAACCCAACAGUGUACAGGUUUAUAACUUA
Molecule: messenger RNA, 18908 nt
Organism: Rhinolophus ferrumequinum (greater horseshoe bat)
Lineage: Eukaryota; Metazoa; Chordata; Mammalia; Chiroptera; Rhinolophidae
Gene: FAT3
Product: FAT atypical cadherin 3
Exons: 28
Coding region: 12-13850 (4612 amino acids)
Biological process (GO): homophilic cell-cell adhesion
Cellular component (GO): plasma membrane
Molecular function (GO): calcium ion binding
Source: RefSeq, a predicted model, not a curated record